AUGGCGGAUCGAGCGGCUUGGAAGAAUUUUAAAAAGCAAAUGACAGCGAAACGAGGAAAUAAAAAGAAUACAUCUGGUGUUAAAAUACUAGAGGAAGAGUCAAUGACGGUCCAACGUUUGAGUGCGGAUGUGUCGGGUAAGGCACAGAAGUACACGAGAGUUGGCGCAAGGGAAUUCGUUCCUUUCGAAUACGAGGAAGUGACGGUAGAAAAUAUCAAACUGGCAUGCUUAAACCAUUUCGACAUCAGUGAAACUGCCGUUUGUGAUGUUUUAGCAGGUGAGCAGGGCCCGUCCUGUUCUUCUGUUAAACAAAUACCAAACUUGAGCGUCAUCCAUGUGCGCUUUAUUGAUGGCGAAGACGUAGCGAAUAAGCCAGCUAUUAAAGAAAACCCCGUUCCAAUAAAGAAACGAAAGACUGCAGUCGAAUCAGUCCAGUUGUUUCCUGCCGGCGCUACAGCAACAACCUCAGUAUCGUCAACGGCCGUUAAAACAAAGUUUAUACCCCGAAGUAUGUCCGCAGUCGAAAUGUUGAGGCUCGGUAAAGAAAUAAAAUCAACGCAUGACAUAACGGAGAUUCGCAUUUACGGGUUCGACCUUGGCAAUAUGUCUUGGGCACCAACACCUAACAAGGUGGACUUUGUCAUUGCCAAAGACCCAAUUGGCACCGGAGGAUUUCGGCAAGCCUUUAAAGCCACAAGUCAAACGAAAGGCUUCGACAAAGCGCCAUGGGUCGUAAAAAAGAACCUAAAGCAAACGGUAGAUGAUAUCGAGUAUUUGGGACAAACUGUUGAGCAACACACAAAAAAGACAGUUCAGAUGCACAACCUCGCCAGGGAUUUUACGGUCAGAUUACAGCAGGAAGUCGUUAAAAAAGGGAAAGCUGGCGAGUUUGGUGAAGUGUUGCAAUACAACAAAGUUUUCUUUGGAAAAUGUGGGGAUGAAUGCGUAACAGUUGAAGAUUUCAUUCCCGGUACUUUCGAUAAACAUGUAAACAACACUGGACAUGUUUGCGGUAAUACCGAAACUGAUCUCUGCCAGAAAGCGGAAUGCUUUGCGCAUUACUCUUUUGAAAGAUCCGACAAGCAAUUGAUAGUGUUGGACAUUCAAGGGUGUGAUUACAUGCUGUGUGAUCCUGAAGUGGCUACCAAAGAAACAAGUUCAGAUGGGGAAUUCUUGUUUUGCACCGGAAAUUUAUCCAGCACGGCAAUUGAGCAGUUUACCAGUUCACAUGUGUGCAACAAAUUUUGCAAAAUACUGGACCUGCCAAUGCUAAAAGAGUAA
Messenger RNA from Dendronephthya gigantea, 1281 nucleotides. RefSeq names its product transient receptor potential cation channel subfamily M member 6-like. The record is from RefSeq and is a predicted model, not a curated record. The coding region runs from base 1 to 1281 and encodes 426 amino acids. The transcript has a single exon. Gene Ontology annotation, biological process: protein phosphorylation. Gene Ontology annotation, molecular function: ATP binding; protein serine/threonine kinase activity. Lineage: Eukaryota; Metazoa; Cnidaria; Anthozoa; Malacalcyonacea; Nephtheidae.